This is a messenger RNA of Engraulis encrasicolus (European anchovy), 5205 nucleotides long. RefSeq names its product cramped chromatin regulator homolog 1 (gene cramp1). The transcript is spliced from 20 exons. Lineage: Eukaryota; Metazoa; Chordata; Actinopteri; Clupeiformes; Engraulidae. Gene Ontology annotation, cellular component: nucleus. The coding region runs from base 344 to 4222 and encodes 1292 amino acids. The record is from RefSeq and is a predicted model, not a curated record. Gene Ontology annotation, molecular function: chromatin binding. Gene Ontology annotation, biological process: pattern specification process.
UGUAGUGGCUUUGGGGCUUCAGCUCUUGUUCUAACUCAAGGAAAAACUCGCGUAUUGGGCAGUUCGGUUCUAAAUCGCACGUUUAAUGUCAGUAGAAGACGGUCAAUGCUGUAACAUUUCCUGAAAUUGAACUAAUUUAAAGAAGCAUCUUUCUGAUAGUAGUAAAACUACGGAGUUGGUGAGGUAGAGUUGCUGUUGCUAAGAUAGCUAACAGUUGGAGCUGCGCAGAGUUGUAUCCCCUGUUGGAACAGGAGUGAGGAGAGGACGAGUAGCUGCUUGACCCCUUUCGUGCUUUGAAUAUGUUAAAUUUGAUCAACUUUUGGUCUCCAAAAUCUUCGGAUCCAUGGUGAAGAGAAAGAAGACGUCGUCCGCGGCCGAGGAGCUGGAAAAUGGGAUGACAGUGAGCCAAGGGGAUGUUUCUGGGGCAGAGGGGGCAAAGAAACAUGCCCGCAAGCUGGAGGGUUGCGAUGAGGAGAGUGGAGAUCAGGCGAGCGAGGAGACGAGUACAAAGAGAGACGAAGAGGAAAUUCUUAAUCCAUCAACUGCGGCCAGCUCCAGUUUGACUCCGAGUCUUCCCACCUCGACACCGAACCCGUCCGGACCCCCAGCGAACUUACAGUCUAACACUUCACCCCCUCCCGUCCCACAGAACCAGGAUCAACAUCAUUUUCUCCGUUCCAGUGUGCGACCUCCAAGCAAGCGGCUACGGAAGGACCCCGUUGCCCCAGCGCUGAACGGGCACGGCGGGGCGAAAGCGAAAGGCACUGAAGCAGGUCCGGCAGCAUGUGCGGCGGCCACGUCAGGCUCCGCGGGGGGCUCGGGUGCCGGGGGCGGCUCUCGGUCGGGGCCCCGCGGUCAGGGCUCAGGCGAGAAGGAGGAGGGCAGCCAGAAGCGCACCCGCCGCCAGUGGGAGUCCUGGAGCACCGAGGACAAGAACAGCUUCUUCGAGGGCCUCUAUGAGCACGGCAAAGACUUUGAAGCCAUUCAGAACAACAUAGCACUGAAGUACAAGAAGAAAGGGAAGCCGGCGAGCAUGGUGAAGAACAAGGAGCAAGUGCGCCACUUCUACUACCGCACCUGGCACAAGAUCUCCAAACACAUCGACUUCAACAAUGCGUACUCCCGCGUGCUGAAGAAGUCCUCCCAGGAGCUCUAUGGCCUCAUCUGCUACGCCGAGCUCAGGAAGAAAGUGGGAGGCUUGAUGGACGAUAAGAACGUUGCAAAACUCAACGAGCUCAUUCAGCAGGGUGCCACCACCGUGCGAUUCAAAGGCAGAAACCUGCGGAUAAAGGCCCCGAUGUGCCGAGCCCUGAAGAAACUGUGUGACCCAGAUGGAGUGAGUGAUGAAGAGGACCAGAAGCCCGUGCGGCUGCCCCUGAAGGUUGCCGUGGAGCUGCAGCCCCGUAGCAAUCACUCCUGGGCCCGCGUGCAGAGCCUGGCACACAACCCUCGCCUCCGGAUGGUGGUGGAACUCCACAGGAAGGUGUCCAGUCUGAUUGAGUUCCUGAAGCAGAAGUGGGCCGUGCAGGACCAGCGAAUCCGUAAGAGUCUGGAGGAGCGCGAGGCCCUGGAGGCUGGCAGCAGUGGGGGCACCAGUGGCGGCGCUGGCGCUGGCGCAGGCGCAGGCGCAGGCGGCGUAGCAGCCCCAAAGAAGAGCCAGGGCUCUGAGGAGGAGCUGCUCCUCUUCCCGGCCGAGAGCAGCACGGUGACGGCGCUGCCCGGCGUGGCGCGCGUGGUGCACUCCAAGGCCUCCUGCAUCGUGCACUGGCAGGAGAGCGGCCGCAGCCGCCCGGGCACCCGGGACAUGCCCGGCGCCGCCCACAUCCUGGGCAUCCAGCCGGCGGGGGCGCGCGGGGCGGGCGGCCGACUGGGCAAAGGUGGAGGUGGAGGUGCCGGAGCCAGUGCUGCUACUACUACUACAGCCACAGUUACAGCUGCAGCGCCAGCACCCCCUGUUGGGAAGGUGGAGGCACAGAGUCUGGAAGGCACGGAUGGAGGCUCAACAACGACAUCAGCAGCAGCAACGGUAGCAAACUUAGGAGUGAGUGGGGGAGACAGUACUAACAUUAAUAACGCUAACCCAGCUCUGGCCUCCUCCUCCUCCUCCUCCUCUACGGCACUAGUGGCCACUCCCAACCAGCUUACCACACACUCAGCAUCCCCCUCCCCCACCCCCACUCCCACUCCCGCCACCACCACAACAGGCCCCGUGGCGGAGCAGAGCCGGAAAGGACCAGCUGAAGCGGGGGAUGGGACGACUGCGAUGGCGACGGCGGUGACACAUGGACACAAACAUGGACAUGGUGAUGGCAAGGAGAAAUCUCCCUCCUCGGCCGAGAAGGACUCUGCUGCUCCACCUGAGCCAAACAAAGAGGAGGUAGCUGGACCUCAGGCUGGAGUGGUAUCCACAGACCAGGCCGCCGGUCCCCCUGCCACGCCAGCCGAUGGCACAACGCGGGCAAACGGAGACAGUGGUGGCAUAAGUGUUCCGAGUGGCACCGCGGUCACCGGUGGUGGUAGCACUGCGACUGCCACUGGCACCACAACGACGGGCACCACAGCGACGGGACGUUCCCCGGAGAGGAUCCGCGAGGAGGGCUGGAGCGCCACGGAGGCGGAGAACGUGACGCUGGCCGAGCUCUACCUGAUGCUGGGCAAGCCGGGCAAGCUGCAACUGGAGUACGAGUGGCAGGUGCGCCAGCAGCCUCCGCCGGGCACCGCGGGCACGGGUGGCACCCCCACUCCCGUCUUCACCUCCCCGCCCAGCACCCACAGCGUGCUGCGCUGCCUGCUGCGCCUUGCCGCGUCCGAGGUCAACCCCAAACCGGCUCCAGAGCUGUGCACGGUGGGCACGUCCCCCGGUAAGCCGGGCCAGGAGGAGCAGUCCCUGACGCCGCCGGGGAAAGGCCCCUCGGGAGCCACACGCAGCCCCAGCUGUGGACGACAGCAGAACGCCGCACGCAACACCAAGCUACUGCUGCCCGGGACCAGCUCCACAGGUGUGCGUAACCUGCCGCGCUCCCUGCUGGUCUCCGGGGGCGAUGGUGAGCGUGGAGGCUUCGCCGUGCCGACUACUCUGCCCCCCAACAGCUCCCGCCUCUCGCGCAUGUUCUCGCCCAAUAAGGAGGCAGAGCUGGCCUUCAGGCAGCAGCUGGACUCCAUCAGGUCUGACUUCCUGCUGCCAAAGCAGAAGAAGCUGGGAAGAGGCCGACCGCUGAGGAAGCCUCUGGUCGUGCAGAGGACACUGGUGCCGCGGACGACGGGUGACAUGUCUCAGCACUUCUGUUCAGUCUCUAUCCUCUCCAACUCUGCCGCUCAUGGCACGGGGUCAUUCAAACCGAUUCAGCCCCGCGUCCCUCUCACACGACCCUUUGUCACCAAGACCACUACGGCUACUGCGCCUGCUCCAACACCCUCCACAGAACUCUCUAGUGCUAUUGACCUAGCAGCCAAGUCUGCAGGCAUCAUUCCAGGCAGCCCCUGCAGAGACCUGUCCUCGCCCGCCGUGGAGGCCACUCUCCUGGGCACGGAGAAGGGCCUGCCCCUGCUCAGCCAGACGCAGACCCAGACCCAGGCAGCCAUCAUCCCACAGCAAGCAGAGGAGUCUCUGCAGAGCGCCCUUCCCCCUCCGUCCCCCGGGGGUGCUGACUCCCUGCUCGCCCCGCCCAGCGUGGCCUCCCUGCUGGACAUCUCUCUGCCGGGGCCCCCUGAGGAGUCCCUGCCCUCCGGAGAGGCCCAGACGCACAUCAGCGACUCCAUCAUCGACAUCGCCAUCAACUCUGCACCAUAUGGUGAAGGACCAUCUCUGUCUCCGGCUAAGCUGAAUGGGACACACACCCCCAAACUGCUGCCCUCCCCUUCUGCCAGUCCGGUGCACAGCUGGAUCCCCUCCCCCUCACACGACCCCCAGUGGUACCCCAGUGACUCCACUGACUCCACGCUCGGAUACCUGCUGUCGAGUGUGGUGUCCCCUGAUAAGAGCCGGAGGACACAGCUCCCCCCUGUGGGCCCCUCCAGUGGCACAGCCCUGCUGGGCCCCAGCCUGCUGGACUCCAACUCCCAUGAUUCCUUUCCGCCCAGAGGCCUACCUGACGUGGUGGAGGUGGACACCCAGCUGGCGUGCAUGAUGAGCGAGAACAGCGUGGACUACAUCGCCCGUUUCAACGACCUCGCUCAGGAGCUGUCCGUCACCGAGCCCUCCCUCCCGCCCCCCGGGGUCUAAAGGCUCACCCUGAUUGGACCUGCCAGUCUGACAGAUGAUGAAGCUACCCAAUCAACAUGCAGGAGAGCUGAAGCCUCCAGGACUGGAUGACAAGCAGGACCAAGGGACUUUGUCAGCCCAAGAGUUGACCAGCUGGUCCUGGGUGGGGGCCAGAGACGGACCCAGGGGCGUGUGUGUGUGUGUGUGUGUGUGUGUGUGCGAGUGUGAGUGUGUGUGAGAGAGAAUGUGUGAAAGGGUGUGCUUGGAGAGACUGUUUUUGAAGAAGUGCAAUAGUGCGCCAGGAUCCACAACACCUGACCUGUGUGAGUGCGAGAGAGAGCGGAGAAAAUGUGAAUGUGUGCUUGUGAUCGACGAUUCUGAGAGUUCUCAAUGAGCCGCCCUUUGGAAACACUUUAGGCAAAACUCUGUUUACAAUAAGCAACCUCAUGUACAGACCCCCGCUUCCACCCCAUGCCUACCAUAUCUGAACAAAGAGCUUCCCCACCUCUAUACCUAGAGCUCUAUCUCACCCAACAUCAUCUUACCUGCCCUGCCUGCUUUCCUGUGUGUCUGUCUGUCUGUCUGUCUGUCGUGCUGUCUUUCCGUCCCCUCAUUGCUGUGUGUGUGUGUGUGUGAGAGUGUAAGAAACUACUGUUUGGUUUGGAAUUUCUGUCUCUCCGGCCUCCUUGGUUUAUUGAUUCCUGCGUCAGCAUAUUCCUCUUUCUCUGGCCUGUAAGUCUAACCUGUUCUGGAUUCCCGUAAUUGAUCGCCUCCAACCUGCAACAUGGAACCAGAAGGCUAAAAUGUUGAUGUAUUUUUUAUUUUGAAUACCUGUGCCCACGCCCUUUAGGAAAACUACAGGAUGACUGAUGAUGAAUAUCCCAGAGCUGGACAUGAGCAGGAAACAGCAAGAAACUGUUCUUGGGGGAGAGGGUGGACUUUUGUGUGCGUGUGUGCGCGUGCGUGUGCGUGCGUGCGUUUGUGUGUGUGCGUGCGUGCGUGCG